Molecule: messenger RNA, 642 nt
Organism: Tetrahymena thermophila SB210
Lineage: Eukaryota; Ciliophora; Oligohymenophorea; Hymenostomatida; Tetrahymenidae
Product: transmembrane protein, putative
Exons: 1
Source: RefSeq, a predicted model, not a curated record
AUGUUAUAUUUUUAAUUUUCAAUACAUCUCUAAAUCGUGAAUCACAUUAAUGUAGUUAUAAACUUCAAAAAAGCUUAUUUUUUUUUUAAUUUAAAUUUCAUUAUUUAUAUCAAUAUAGCAUGUAAAUGCUCUCUAAUCGAGGAUACUCAAAUAGAUCUUGGGUAAAACAAAAGCAGUGCAAACUCUAAUGUAAUAUUUUUUAAAGCAAAAUAGAUCAAUUAAAGUUAAUUCCAAGCAAAUUAAAGAAAGCGAAUGCUUAAAAUAAAACAAUUUCAUACAAAAUUUAAAAGCAUACUAGUAUUCUUCACUUUAUUUGCUCUAAACUUUAUUCAAUUUUUUACGAUUAUUGAAAAGUUUCAUUUUUUUAUUGUUGUAAGUUUGUUUUGCUUUUAUUGUUAUUUUUUAGAUAUUUUAUAGUUACAUUUUUUGAGCAGAAGAGUAAAGGGAAAUAAACAUGAAAUUAAAAAAAAAAUAUAUAUAAUAUAUGCAAAACCCUUUUAUAAGAGUAUAUAUUUAUGUAUAGUACCCUAGUGUAUUUCUGAAAAAACAUUAAUUAAUAGAAUUUUUUCAAAUAUGAUUAACUAACUGCCCAUCUCUAAUUUCUAUUAUAUAUUUAAGUGUUUGUUUUAAAGACAAAUAUGA